AUGUCUGCUGACGAACUCAAAGCUCAAGGAAACGCAGCCUUUGCUGCUAAGGACUUCCCUACCGCCAUUGACCACUUCACCAAGGCCAUUGAAGCCUCUCCCACCCCUAACCACGUGCUCUACUCCAACAGAUCCGCCUGUCACUCUUCUCUGAAGAACUUCGACGAUGCUCUCAAGGACGCCCAGUCUUGUAUUGACAUCAACCCCCAGUGGACUAAGGGCUACGGUCGAAAGGGUGCUGCCCUGCACGGAAAGGGCGAUCUGAUUGGCGCCAAGGAUGCCUACGAGGAGGGUCUCAAGCUGGACCCCUCCAACGCCCAGAACAAGGCUGGUCUGGAGUCUGUCGAGCGAGCCAUCAUGGCCGAGGCCCAGGGCGACGGCACUACCCCCGAUAUGGGUCUUGGUGACAUGUUCUCCAACCCCGCCAAUCUUGCCAAGCUGGCCUCCGACCCCGAGGUCAAGGAGUACAUGAAGGACCCUGAGUUUGUUAAGAAGCUCGGCGAACUGCAGAAGAACCCCAUGGCUGCUCUCUCAGGCAUGCAGCAGGACCCCCGACUCAUGAAGGCUAUGGCUCUGAUGCUCGGUAUUCCCACCGACAUGCAGGGCAAGGCUUCUGAGGAUAAGGCUGCCCACGACGCCCAGCAGGACGUUGAGAUGAAGGACUCUGAGCCGGCCAAGCCCGCCGAGGCCCCCAAGGCUGCCCCCAAGACCGAAUCUAAGCCCGCCGCCGAGCCUGUGUCCGACGAGAAGAAGCAGGCCGAUGAGGAGAAGGCUCUCGGAAACACCGCUUACAAGGCCCACAAGUUCGACGAGGCCAUUGCUCACUACAACAAGGCUUACUCCAUCCACGAGGAUAUCACCUACCUCAACAACCGAGCCGCCGCCGAGUUUGAGAAGGGUGACUACGAGACAUGCAUUAAGACCUGCGAGGAGGCCAUCACCAAGGGCCGGGAGGUGUUUGCCGACUACAAAGUGCUGGCCAAGUCGUUUUCGCGAUGCGCCACCGCCUAUGUCAAGCUCGAUAACUUGCCCAAGGCUAUUGAGCUGUACAACCGGGCUCUCACCGAGCACCGAACCCCCGAUACUCUUUCCAAGCUGCGAGCCGCUGAGAAGGAUCUUAAGAACAAGGAGACCCAAGCCUACAUUGAUCCUGCCAAGGCCGAGGAGGCCCGAGAGGAAGGUAAGGAGAAGUUUGCUGCCGGCGACUGGCCCGGCGCUGUUAAGGCUUACACCGAGAUGAUCAAGCGAGCUCCGGAGAACCCCAUUGGUUAUUCCAACCGAGCUGCUGCCCUUGCCAAGCUCAUGUCUUUCCCCGAGGCUGUGGUUGACUGUGAUGCUGCCAUUUCCAAGGACCCCUCAUUCAUCCGAGCCUACAUCCGAAAGGCUAACGCCUACUUUGCCAUGCGAGAGUACUCCAAGUGUGUGGACACCUGCACUGCAGCCCUUGAGCACGACAAGGAGGGCAAGUCCAAGGCCGAGAUUGAGGCUCUGCAGUACAAGGCCAUGUCUGCUCGAUUCCAGGCCCAGGAGGGCGAGACUCCCGAGGAGACCAUGGAGCGAGCUUCCAAGGAUCCCGAAAUCGUGCAGAUUCUGCAGGACCCCAUCAUGUCGUCUAUUCUCAACCAGGCUCGGGAGAACCCCGCCGCUCUGCAGGACCACAUGAAGAAUCCCGAGGUUGCCCGGAAGGUCCAGUUGCUGGUUGCCGCCGGUAUUAUUAGAACUCGAUAA
Yarrowia lipolytica CLIB122 is the source of this 1728-nucleotide messenger RNA. RefSeq lists its product as uncharacterized. The record is from RefSeq and is a predicted model, not a curated record. Gene Ontology annotation, molecular function: Hsp90 protein binding. NCBI's taxonomy places the organism in Eukaryota, Fungi, Ascomycota, Dipodascomycetes, Dipodascales.